UUCCUCCUCCACCUUCCUAAUCUUAUCUAUAACUUCUUCACUUGAUACCAAAAGCAAAAGCAAACCAGAAAGAAAAAAUCAUUUAUUUUGUUACAAAGCACAAAAAGAGCUGAGCGACCACUAAAGAAAAAAAAAAAAACAGAGCAAAAAAAAAUGGGGAAACACUUAUUCCGAUCAUCUCCACCGCCUGAGAAACAAACAGCUCAUCUCACCCUCGCGGAAUCAGCUGUACAAGAGUGUAUGAGCAGCAUCAACGCCGUCAUAUCAAAAUGGACUACUCCUUCUCCUUCUCCCACCUCCUCAUCCGAAGAAGAGUUCCUCUUUUCAACCAACAGCCGCCGCGAAGCAGAGGAGUUCGUUGAAGCCGUCAGACAUUUACAGAGCACGAUGCACCGUUUGGUUUCCGUUAACCCUUCAUCCGAUAAGCUAAUCUACGCUCAGAACCUCAUGCAAUCUGCUAUGAAGCUUCUCGAAUCAGAGUUCUACCGUGUCUUGAAAGCAAACCGCGAGUACCUAGACCCUGAAUGCGUCUCCGUUCGUUCUUGCAAAUCUUCAAGAUUCACCACUUCGACUACGGUCAGUGUCUCCGACUCGGAAGACGAAAACACUUACGAAGAAAACGCAGAGGAAGAGCAUAGAUUCUCCGGCGGAGAUGCUGACGCAAUGGAUGAUCUCAAGAUGAUUGCUGACUGUAUGAUCUCGACCGGUUACGCUAAAGAAUGCGUUAGGGUUUACAAAACAGUACGUAGAUCGAUCGUUGAUGAGACUCUGUAUAACCUAGGGAUGGAGAGGUUCACUCUUCACCAGAUUCAGAAGAUGGAAUGGGAGGUUCUUGAAUCCAAGAUCAAGACUUGGUUAAAAGCUGUCAAGUUAGCUGUUCGAUCUCUCUUCUUCGGUGAGAGGAUCUUAGCUGAUCAUGUCUUCUCAUCCUCUGGUCCGAUCGUUGAGUCUUCCUUCACUGAGAUCACUCAAGAAGGAGCUUUGAUUCUAUUCACGUUCCCGGAGUACGCUGCCAAGAUCAAGAAACUAACUCCGGAGAAAAUGUUUAGGUUUCUUGAUAUGUACGAAGCUCUCGCGAACCUCUUCGUUGAGAUCGAGUCAAUCUUUUACUUCGAGUCAGGCGCGCCGGUUAGAUCUCAGGUGAUCAACUCGUUAGCUAGACUCGGUGACGCGGCGAGGUCGAUGAUGAACGAUUUCGAAUCCGCGAUUCAGAAAGAGACCUCGAAAACUAUGGUCAUCGGCGGCGGUGUUCAUCCUCUGACUCGUUACGUUAUGAACUACCUCUCUUUCCUCGCCGACUACGACGAGUCAAUCGCCGCGAUUUUCGAAAACUGGCAGCCGACGGUUCCAGCUCCGUUGCCGGAUUCUUUAUACAUCAGCGGCGGAGACGAAGCUAAUCCGGCGGAUUUGUACUCUUCUACGGUGUCAGUACGGAUCGCGUGGGUGAUUUUGCUCACGCUUUGUAAAAUCGACGGUAAAGCUCAGCCGUACAAGGACGUCGCUCUGGCUUAUCUCUUCCUCGCGAACAAUCUCCAAUACGUCGUCGUUAAGGUCCGGUCGUCGAAUCUGAAGCUUCUUCUCGGAGACGAUUGGGUGGUGAAGCACGAGGCGAAGGUGAAGCUGUACGCUGAUAAGUUCGAGAAGCUGGCGUGGGGGAAAGUGCUGGAUUUGGUACCGGAGAAUCCCAAGGAGGAGAUGUCGCCGGAGGAGGCUAAGGAUUUGGUGGGUAGGUUUAACGAUGAGUUCGAGACGUCGUACCGGAAACAGACUUCUUGGGUUAUACCCGACCCGAAACUAAGGGACCAGAUUAAAAUCUCGGUUAGCCAGAAACUUACGCUGGGUUGUACCGAGUUUCAUCGGUUGAACCGGUCCGGUUUGGUUGGUGCUAACGAGGCUGUUCUCAGAUAUACCCCUGAGGAUAUUGGGAAUUACUUGUCGGAUCUUUACUUUGGGUCUAGAGGCUCAGGGAGUGUUUCGACAAACGGAUCCGGGUCUGGGUCUGGAUCCGGAACCGGUUCGUCGACUACGGGUAUAUCUCGUGGUGGUGGACGUAGUAGUCAUUGAGAUAUUUUUUGCUUAUUUUUUAUUAUUAGCUUUCCUUUUCUUUUUUUUUUAUAAAAAAAGAAAAGAAGACAUUAAAAAUUUGUGUGGUUGGUUACAGUGAUGUAAGAUCGUAUUCGUAUCGAAUCUCGUUAUUGAGGUUACGUGUGAGUACAUAUGUUAAAUUAUUGAAUUCUCCUGUUUUAAUCUUAAUUCAUUCUAUUCUUUGU
Molecule: messenger RNA, 2270 nt
Organism: Camelina sativa (false flax)
Lineage: Eukaryota; Viridiplantae; Streptophyta; Magnoliopsida; Brassicales; Brassicaceae
Source: RefSeq, a predicted model, not a curated record